AUGAAACCUUCCGAUAUUUUUUAUGUUGUUGAGAAACCCAUAGCUUCUAACAAAGCAAAGGCGAAGCUUAAGCUUAUUAAAACGCCCACAAUAUGGAGAAGGAAAAAUCUUGAUAAUAAAAAACCGUGCCGUUUGCAUUCUUUUUCAUUAUCCAAUUUCUAUCCCGCAUGGUUCAGCAUUAACACUGCUGACUUUACUUAG
Messenger RNA from Clunio marinus, 201 nucleotides. NCBI's taxonomy places the organism in Eukaryota, Metazoa, Arthropoda, Insecta, Diptera, Chironomidae. The record is from the annotation of a GenBank genome assembly.